Aspergillus aculeatinus CBS 121060 is the source of this 1422-nucleotide messenger RNA. RefSeq names its product hexokinase. The coding region runs from base 1 to 1422 and encodes 473 amino acids. Lineage: Eukaryota; Fungi; Ascomycota; Eurotiomycetes; Eurotiales; Aspergillaceae. Gene Ontology annotation, biological process: glycolytic process; glucose 6-phosphate metabolic process; intracellular glucose homeostasis. Gene Ontology annotation, cellular component: cytosol; mitochondrion. Gene Ontology annotation, molecular function: D-glucose binding; glucokinase activity; ATP binding. The transcript has 5 exons. The record is from RefSeq and is a predicted model, not a curated record.
AUGAAGGAGGCCCAGGGAGCUUGUGCCCCAACUGCACCUGUCUUGAAGGAUACCCCGGAUAAGGUAUCGCAAGAGGUUGAGCGCAUUGCGCAGAUGUUCACCAUCGAUGGAGACUCUCUCCGGCGCAUUACUGAUCACUUUGUUCAGGAGCUUGAGAAAGGCCUCAGCAAUGAAGACAGCGAUAUUCCUAUGAACGUGACGUGGGUGAUGAACCAGCCGACCGGGUACGAGACAGGCUCAUAUCUCACUGUGGAUAUGGGCGGUACGAACCUUCGCGUCUGCAACGUGACCUUGACCGAGGAAAAAGGGGGAUGCGAAUUGACACAGCAUAAAUUCAAACUCCCCAAGCACAUGAGACACUGCACCGCAGACGAGCUCUGGACCUUCAUCGCCGACCGCAUCGAAGACUUCAUUCAAGAGCAACAUCUUACACCACCCGGGUCAGAGAAAUUGCCCCUAGCCUUCACGUUCUCUUACCCCGUCACGCAAGACAAUAUCCGACACGGCGUCCUCCAACGCUGGACAAAGGGGUGGGAUAUCUCAGGUGUUGAGGGACACGACGUGGUAGCACAGUUGGAGCAGGCUCUAGAGCGAAGGAACAUCCCCGUACGGGUGGUAGCGCUAGUCAACGACACGACCGGAGCACUAAUUGCAUCCGCCUACAAGGACCCCGGCGUAAAGAUUGGCAGCAUUUUGGGGACUGGUUGCAACGCCGCGUACAUGGAGAAAAGCGGCAACAUCCCGAAGAUCGCCUCCCAUAAACUUCCCCCCGAUCAGCUCGUCGGCAUCAACACCGAAUACGGCGCCUUUGACAACAGCCACAAAGUCCUCCCGCGAUGCAUGUUCGACCUCGAGAUCGACCGCGCCUCCCCGCGACCAGGACAGCAGACGUACGAAAAGAUGGUCGCAGGCUUGUACACCGGAGAACUUUUCCGACUGAUUCUCGUACACCUACACGAGACAGUGGGCUUUUUGAGUGGUUGUGAUCUCCAUAACCUCCGUGACAUCCACGCGAUGGAGUCUUCGUGUCUGUCGCGCAUGGAGGAGGAGAAUGCCGUUGCGGAAAGUGAAAUGGCCGAGACCCGCGCCAUGCUCAAGCAGGAGUUCGGAAUCGAGCCCACGCUUCAGGAGCUGAAGACCUGCUGUAUGCUGGCGGAGAUCGUGUGCACGCGGGCGGCCCGGCUCUACGCCUGUGGCAUCGCCGCCAUCUGCAAGAAGGAGGGAGUCACGCGGGGGCGUGUUGGCGUGGACGGCUCGGCGUUCAGCAAGAACUACCAGUUCAAGGAGCGGGCUGCUGCGGCUUUGCGGGAGAUCCUGGAGUGGCCGGCGGAGGAGGAGGACUUGAUCACCUUUGUUCCGGCGGAGGAUGGCUCGGGCAUUGGGGCUGCAUUGAUCGCCGCGCUGACAGUGGGAAGCAACUAG